Aspergillus nidulans FGSC A4 is the source of this 1296-nucleotide messenger RNA. Its product is annotated as NAD(P)/FAD-dependent oxidoreductase. The transcript is spliced from 4 exons. The record is from RefSeq and is a predicted model, not a curated record. The coding region runs from base 1 to 1296 and encodes 431 amino acids. NCBI's taxonomy places the organism in Eukaryota, Fungi, Ascomycota, Eurotiomycetes, Eurotiales, Aspergillaceae.
AUGUUGUCGCAGAAGCCUACAGAAUGCCGUAGGCCAGCUUGGAAAGCUAUUGCAAGGCCAACAAUCUCGAGCGUCAAAGAAUCCCCUCCAGGAAAUGCGGCACGAUCUACGCGUUUCGGCUUCCCGAAAUCGGGCCGCUAUUCACUAUCGUACUGGCUCCAAGGCGUACAAGGAGACCCUCUGCUGAAUCAUCGAACGACGCCCGACCUGCCCACAUCGGCUGAUAUCGUGAUAAUCGGGUCUGGUAUAACCGGAACACUAGCAGCCAAACACUGCAAAGGAGCAUGGGCCGAGAAAAGCAUCGUUGUUCUUGAAGCCCGUAAGUUCUGCUCAGGUGCUACUGGUCGGAAUGCCGGACACUGUAAGCCAGACCAAUGGCGCGGGUUUAGCGAAUAUGAGAAGAAGUUUGGGACUGAACAGGCUCUUAAGAUUCUCGAUAACGAGCAGCAGACGUGGUUAGCACUGGUGGAAUAUGUACGGCAGAAUAAUGUCGACUGCGAUCUAUGGGUUGGUGACACCCUGGAUGUCCCAACGACCCCAGACGUCGCAGCUAUUGCAAGGAGGAAUUUCGAGCAUUUCCAGGCCGCUGGUGGCAAAGUUGACCAUAUCAAAGUCACCCAUGAUCCCAUGGAAGCAUUCAAGAUAUCACGCAUCAAAGAUGCCCAGGCGUGCUAUUCCUGGUCAGCGUCAACGCUUUGCCCCUGGAAACUCACCGCUCAUAUCAUGCGCGACAAUUUACAGAAAGGAGUCAAUCUUCAGACUCGCACCAAAGUAACCCGGGUUGUUAAGUCUUCAAAAGUACUAGGAAAUUGGAUCGUGAAGAGCGACCGCGGCGACAUUGAGUGCUCCCAGGCCAUUCAUGCAACAAACGCGUAUAGCUCUGCCCUGGCGCCAUCUCUGCGCGGCCUCAUAUAUCCCCAGCCUCACAUGUGCGACCGCAUUAUCCCCCCAGUGGCAUUUGAAGAAUCCGAGGCGCUCACCAACUCGUACGGUGUCCUUCUCGCAAAUGGGGAUCUGUUCAGUAUCAACCCGCGGAAUACGACAGAAGGUUCGGCUUUCAUCGGAGGCAGCAACCCCGGUCAGCCUGCGUUCGAACGAUGGCUCGAAGCUCACCCGGAAAGGGGGAUAGACGAUAGCUUGCAGGGGUUCAGGCCCGUGACCGAAGCCGUCCGAGCCUUCGCCCAGUCCCAGAUCAUCGGGUGGAAGGCCGAGUUCAACAAUGACAGCUGGAGUGGCAUCAUUGCUAGGGAAUAUAUUCCUCACUUUAUAUGUAGCAAGAAGCUAAUCGAUGGAUAG